AUGGCGGUGUUGCCAGUGAGGUUCACUAAAACCAAGAGGGACAAACUGGCUCAGGUUCUGUGGGUGCUGAACUGGGUUUCUGUGGUAACAGGGAUCAUCCUCUUUAGUUUGGGAAUCUUUCUGAAAGUGGAAAUUAACAAACGGCAGGACCUAAUGACCGAACGUCAGCUUCAGUCUGUGCCAAACAUGUUAAUUGCAGUGGGAUUGAUAGCUUGUGGAAUCAACUUUUUAGGAGGAAAGAUCUGCUAUGACUGCGUGGACACUAACAAGUUCUUGCGUUGGAAGCUUGUCAUGCUUCCAUACAUCAUUUGUACAUUUUUCUUCACUCUGAGUGUCCUCGUGGGCGCCCUGAUGUGCUACAGCUUGCAUGGACAGCUGGAAGAGUCACUCAUGCUGGGGCUACGUGAUGCUAUGCGAUACUACAAGGACACGGACACACCCGGACGCUGCUUCUUAAAACGCACUGUUGAUCUCCUGCAGAUCCAGUUCAAAUGCUGUGGGAACGAGGGCCACAGAGACUGGUUUCAGAUCCAGUGGGUCAGCAACCGGUACCUGGAUAUGUCUCGACGGGAGGUGGUGGACCGUCUACGCAGCAAUGUGGAGGGCAAAUAUCUAAUGGACGCAGUUCCUUUCAGCUGCUGCAAUGUCAACUCUCCUCGUCCAUGCAUUCAGUAUCAAAUCACCAAUAACUCGGCCCACUUUAAUUAUGACUACCAGACAGAGGAGCUCAACCUGUGGAUGAGAGGCUGUCGACAAGCUCUGCUAGAGUACUACACAAACAUCAUGCAUUCAAUUGGCCUUACUGUUCUUAUCAUCUGGCUGUUUGAGCUCUCUGUCCUCACGGGGGUCCGGUACCUCCAGACGGCCCUGGAGAACGUGAUGCGUCAAGGUGACCCCGAAAGUGACUCUGACGGAUGGCUCCUCGAGAGCAGCUUUGUGGAGACGGCUCGCUCUAAUUUCAGCAUUAUCAAAAACCUGGGAAAGUUCAACCAAAUCAACACAGCCAGCAAUGGAGAUCCAAACAUUGACAGACCAUCUACAGCACACUAUGGUCCAGACAAUGUGCCUCCAAAGACUAUUCCAAUAGCCAGUUAG
This is a messenger RNA of Paramisgurnus dabryanus, 1095 nucleotides long. RefSeq names its product peripherin 2-like a (gene prph2la). The record is from RefSeq and is a predicted model, not a curated record. Gene Ontology annotation, cellular component: plasma membrane. Lineage: Eukaryota; Metazoa; Chordata; Actinopteri; Cypriniformes; Cobitidae. Gene Ontology annotation, biological process: visual perception.